This is a messenger RNA of Nelumbo nucifera (sacred lotus), 1556 nucleotides long. RefSeq names its product Protein kinase superfamily protein. The record is from RefSeq and is a predicted model, not a curated record. Gene Ontology annotation, molecular function: protein kinase activity; ATP binding. NCBI's taxonomy places the organism in Eukaryota, Viridiplantae, Streptophyta, Magnoliopsida, Proteales, Nelumbonaceae. Gene Ontology annotation, biological process: protein phosphorylation.
GAGUGGUUGGAGAGCAGUUAAACAAGUAUGCUGUAUGAACAAACCUCUCUAGAUAAAGAAACUUCAGAGCUGGUCUCUCCAAGCUAUGCUUUGCUUACUCCUCCUCCUCCCCUCCACCACUGUCUCCUCCUCCUCCGGCAAUGUCUAGAGACUCUAAAUCCUGGAGACCUUUCACGGCGAACUGCUGCUCAAUCGAAGGCCAGACGGUCUUAGGAAACUUCAGCCGGUGUAGGCCAUCCCGGUUGGAGUUUUCCAAGAGGAUCGAGCUACCUUCCUUCCGCCGUUUAUCGUUCUCCGACCUUAGCAGUUCUUCGUCGACGCGCAUCACCGAGGAUCUUGCUCAUUCCUUCGGCUCGGAUUUGCAUGUUUUUCAGCUGAGCGAAUUGCGGGCCAUAACCCAGAACUUCUCUAGCAAUUUCUUACUGGGGGAAGGUGGGUUCGGCACCGUGCACAAGGGAUACAUCGACGAGAACUUACGCCAGGGUUUGAAGGCUCAGGCUGUUGCCGUUAAGCUUCUUGACAGUGAAGGCCUGCAAGGGCACCGGGAAUGGCUGGCGGAGGUGAUAUUCCUGGGACAACUCAGGCAUCCACACUUGGUGAGAUUGAUCGGCUACUGUUGCGAGGAUGAAGAGAGGCUUCUCGUUUACGAGUUCAUGCCUAGAGGAAGCUUAGAAAACCACUUAUUUAGGAGGAUCUCUGUGUCUUUGCCUUGGGGAACCAGGCUGAAAAUCGCCAUUGGAGCUGCCAAAGGUCUCGCCUUCUUGCAUGGCGCCGAGAAGCCCGUCAUUUACCGCGAUUUCAAGACCUCGAACGUGUUACUGGACUCUGAUUUUACGGCAAAGCUAUCGGAUUUUGGCCUUGCAAAGAUGGGACCAGAAGGAUCGAAUACUCAUGUUACGACCCGAGUAAUGGGGACCUAUGGAUAUGCGGCACCGGAGUACGUCACAACAGGGCACUUGACUACAAAGAGCGACGUCUACAGCUUCGGGGUGGUGCUACUAGAGCUACUGACGGGAAGAAGAUCAAUGGACAAAACCAGGCCCAAGAGUGAACAGAACCUCGUCGACUGGGCGCGGCCCUACCUGACCAGUAGCCGGAAGUUGCGCUGCAUCAUGGACACAAGACUGGCCGGUCAGUACUCCGUCAAGGGAGCACGGGAGAUUGCUUCUCUGGCUCUACAAUGUGUAAGCCCAAACCCUAAAGAUAGACCAAGGAUGCCUGCAAUUGUUGAGACACUCGAGAAGCUGCAAAAUCUGAGGGACAUGGCGGUCACCUGUGGACAAUGGCCGGCGGCGACUCCCAAGUCUGGCCGGAAUGGAGCCAAUGUCAAGGGCAGGAAGGAUGCCAGGCCGGCGGCUUACCGGAAGCCCUCUCCGGUUGCUCCAAGCCGGUUCGGUUAGUUAAUUUGCUUGUCGAUAUGUAUAAAAAGGUGUGAUGAUGUCAAGGCCUAUGUAUAUAAAUAUGCUUCAAGCCUUCAACUUCAAUGGUUAUGUCAUUACUUCUCUUAAUUGUGUGAUAUAUUUAAGAGCUUAAUGAGCAUUUGUAAAUGUAAUUCC